GCCGUCAACGGCGAACUUGAUACACCACGCUGGCUGUUCCACUCGGUCACAAUCUUUGUCUUCAGACUUUGGCGCCACGGAACCCAGACCACUCCCUCGGUUGCACAUAACCCACCGACCGAGGCCGUUGCCCUUCGAGAUGACGGCUUGACCUCGCAGGACCGAGCUCAGCCUCCUUACAGCACGCACAACUGCAAACCUCGCGGCGCCCUCCGACGACCUCCCACGAUCACGAAAACGGGCGCGACGACCGACUGUCGCAGCAAUGGCGUCCUUACCACCGCGCCACGGCGCCCUCUCGAUUGCGCUCGUCCUCCAGCUCCUCUUCCUCGCCGUGGCAGCGUACAAGGAGCUGUCGGAUAGCUUCCUCAAGGCGAUCCCCGUCGAGGGCGCCGACUUCGACAUCCACCGCGGCAAGCUGCUGUCGCCCAUAUUAAUACCCCGGGUGCCCGGGACGCCGGGCCAGGUCAAGGUGCAAGAGCACUUUGUCAACUUCUUCAAGAAGGACCUGCCGAAAUGGUCCAUCAUGUGGCAGAACUCGACGGGGACCACGCCCGUAUCCAACGGGAAACAGAUACCGUUCCAGAACCUCAUCUUCCGCCGCGAGCCGCCUUGGGUCAGGCCCGGCCAGGCAAACUACCUGACGCUGGUGGCGCAUUACGAUAGCAAGAUUACGCCCACGGGUUUUAUCGGCGCCACGGACAGUGCGGCCCCUUGCGCGAUCCUGAUGCACGUCGCUCGCAGCAUCGACAAGUACGUGACCCAAAUGCACGACGAAAUGGCCGCCCUCGGCGAGGGGGGCACUAUCGCGAUGGAUAUGGGCGUGCAGAUCAUCCUGCUCGACGGCGAGGAGGCGUUCAAGGCCUGGACGGACACGGAUUCGGUUUAUGGAGCAAGAUCUCUUGCUGCUGAAUGGGAUAGGACAUUCAACCCGGCCAUGUCCCAGUACAAAAAUCCGUUGGAACAAAUCAGCGUGUUUGUACUGCUGGACCUGCUCGGGACGGCGAACCCGGAAGUGCCGUCCUACUUCCAGACGACGCACUGGGCGUACGCGAAGAUGGCCAAGAUCGAGGAGCGCAUGCGCGGCUUAAAGCUGCUCGAAUCGAAGCCCAAUGGGCCCUUCUUCCCUGAUAAGGAUAAGACGCACUUCUUCCCGGCCGGUGUGGGCGACGAUCACAUGCCCUUUAUGAUGCGCGGCGUCGACGUUCUGCAUCUUAUCCCCUCACCCUUCCCACUGGUCUGGCACACGAUGAACGACGACGGCGAUCAUCUGGACCUUGCCACGGUCCGGGACUGGACCAGGAUCACGACGGCGUUUGCGCUCGAGUGGUUGGACAUGAUGGAGGUGUGGCCCGCCGAAGGGAAAGCGGGGGGACGGUGAUAGUAGAGAUAACGCAUAAUUGGAAAGAAAUCAAAAUGAAGCGGCCCCCUUGGAAGUUGAACAAGCCUCGGGGCUGUGGGCGUCUGCCUAGUGCGUGGCUAGGGUGAUCAAGUCAACCCUGCCUCGGGCGCGGGAAGUGACAGUUCUCAGAAACGUUGGAUACAGGAAGCAACCGAUCUCGGGCCGAAGAGGUCUAGUCGACGAUGGCCUCGCUUCGGCUUUCUGGCCCAAAAUGUGAAUAACGCGGGUUUGCAAUUCAUUCCAUCACGCUUCCCAGCUCCUGCAUCUUGGGCCGUGACAACUUGAAAAAAACUCACGAGAGCAAUCGAUUGGCCCUGCCCCAUACCAUUUGGCGGGAUCUGGGCCACCCGUCACGCCAACCUUUUGGCUGCACAGCUGACGCAGCACUGCCUCACUCAACGGCGGAACUAUCGAUGCAGUGUUCCUUCCACCCAUACGUGAGCAACGUUGAGAUCCGGGGGCAGUGUUGAAUGGCCGGUAGCGACGCGACACUGCCACUGGGCCUCCAUAUUGGGCUCUGAACUCAAGACCGCUUAUGUCGUCGUCACGUGCAGCUUCGCCAAGCCGAGGAGCAUAUAUAUCUCGCGGGUGUUCCCAGGUUGCCGAUCCUGCAGAGCUGGUAUUA
Molecule: messenger RNA, 2027 nt
Organism: Gaeumannomyces tritici R3-111a-1
Lineage: Eukaryota; Fungi; Ascomycota; Sordariomycetes; Magnaporthales; Magnaporthaceae
Exons: 2
Coding region: 266-1381 (371 amino acids)
Molecular function (GO): glutaminyl-peptide cyclotransferase activity; zinc ion binding
Source: RefSeq, a predicted model, not a curated record